Phytomonas sp. EM1 is the source of this 384-nucleotide messenger RNA. NCBI's taxonomy places the organism in Eukaryota, Euglenozoa, Kinetoplastea, Trypanosomatida, Trypanosomatidae. The record is from the annotation of a GenBank genome assembly.
AUGCCGCAUCAGCUCCAGUCCACCGGUCAGAUUAGCUGUCAAGGCUGCUACGUCACCCUCGCCUACCCCAUCGGCGCCCCUUCCGUCCGAUGCCCGAUGUGCUCCACCGUUACCACCGUCCAUCAGUUCAGCGUCACCUGCGUUUGCUGCCGCUGCGUGUUGAUCCUUCCGCAGAACACGAGCCUCGCGAUGUGCCCGCGAUGUCGGACAGUGAUGUCAAUCCCCGCGAGCAUCCGCGAGGGCGGCGACGACCCCCGCGCCCCCCCCCGUCAGUGUGUGUACAUCGACAAGCCCCCUACAAUUGAUGCGUCCGGCCGGAAGGUCACCCAUCUCGCCGUCGGCACCAAACUCGACGACGAUGUCCCCAAGGAAGCGAAAAAAUAA